Molecule: messenger RNA, 8284 nt
Organism: Cervus elaphus (red deer)
Lineage: Eukaryota; Metazoa; Chordata; Mammalia; Artiodactyla; Cervidae
Gene: SORBS1
Product: sorbin and SH3 domain containing 1
Exons: 29
Coding region: 134-5014 (1626 amino acids)
Biological process (GO): cell-substrate adhesion
Cellular component (GO): cytoplasm; cell-substrate junction; nucleus
Molecular function (GO): protein binding
Source: RefSeq, a predicted model, not a curated record
GAGUGGCAUUUGUUGGAAGAGUUUGUGAGACCUUCUCCCUGCUCAGAGCCCCAGGACCAAUGCAUCUUUCCAGCACCUUACACCACUGAGCAGUACAGAGCCCCAGUUGCAGAAGACUUGGCUUGUCACCACCAUGAGCUCUGAAUGUGACGUGGGUGCUUCCAAAGCCGUGGUGAAUGGGUUGGCACCGGGCAGCAAUGGGCAAGAUAAAGACAUGGAUCCUACAAGAAUCUGCACUGGGAAGGGAGCGGUGACUCUCCGGGCCUCGUCCUCCUACAGGGAGAUCCCAAGCAGUAGCCCUGUGAGCCCCCAGGAGACCCCAAAGCAGGAGAGGAAAACAGUUCUGGAGUCAGAGAAUUCCUCAGCAGAUGAGUGGAGGCUUUCUUCCAAUGCCGAUGCCAAUGGAAAUGCCCAGCCCUCUUCACUCGCUGCCAAGGGCUACCGAAGUGUGCAUCCCAGCCUUCCCUCCAGCAAGCCCCAGGACUCGAGUCCUCUAUUAAAUGAAGUUUCUUCAUCCCACGCUGGAACUGAUUCCCAGACCUUUGCAUCAGUUAGCAAGCCAUCAUCUGCCUACCCCUCCACGACAAUUGUCAAUCCCACUAUUGUGCUCUUGCAACACAAUCGAGAACAGCAGAAACGACUCAGUAGCCUUUCAGAUCCUGCCUCGGAAAGAAGAGCGGGAGAGCAGGACUCGGCACCAGCUCAGGAAAAACCCACCUCCCCCGGCAGGGCUGCUGAGAGGAAGGCGAAGGACGACAGCCGGCAGGCGGCCGAGAGCACUCAGGACCUAGGCGAUGUUUGCAUGGAUGAAGUGGGCAUCCCACUCCGGAACACCGAGAGAUCAAAAGACUGGUACAAGACCAUGUUUAAACAGAUCCACAAACUAAACAGAGAUGAUGACUCAGAUCUGUAUUCUCCUCGAUAUUCCUUUUCCGAAGACACAAAAUCUCCCCUUUCUGUGCCUCGCUCAAAAAGUGAGAUGAGCUGCAUUGAUGGUGAGAAGGUAGUUAAGAGGUCGGCCACACUUCCCCUCCCGACCCGCUCUUCCUCACUAAAAUCAAGCCCAGAGAGGACUGACUGGGAGCCCCCAGAUAAGAAAGUGGAUACAAGAAAAUACCGCGCAGAGCCCAGAAGCAUUUACGAGUAUCAGCCGGGCAAGUCCUCUGUUCUGACCAACGAAAAGAUGAGUCGGGAUAUAAGUCCAGAAGAGAUAGAUUUAAAGAAUGAACCUUGGUAUAAAUUCUUUUCGGAAUUGGAGUUUGGGAAACCGCCUCCCAAAAAGAUAUGGGAUUAUACUCCUGGAGACUGCUCUAUCCUUCCUAGAGAGGAUAGAAAGACUAAUCUAGAAACUGAUCUCAACCUCUGCCAAACAGAGUUAGAGGCAGAUUUAGAAAAAACGGAGACGCUUAAUAAAGCACCCAGUACAAACCUGUCACAGAGCUCAGCAAUCAGCCCGACUCCAGAAAUUUCUUCAGAGCCUCCUGGAUAUGUAUAUUCUUCCAACUUCCAUGCGGUGAAGAGGGAAUCUGAUGGGGCUCCUGGGGAUCUCACCAGCUUGGAGAAUGAGAGGCAGAUUUAUAAAAGUGUCCUGGAAGGAGGAGACAUCCCCCUCCAGGGCCUGAGCGGGCUCAAGCGGCCAUCCAGCUCAGCCUCCACUAAAGUGGAUCAUAAAGGUGGGAAUGCUCACAUGAUUUCUUCAUCUUCAGCUCAUAGCCGAGCAGCUCACAGUAGCAGUGCGUUAGGCCCAGGGUGUAAGCACAAGAAGCCCCUGUCCGCCGCGAAAGCCUGCAUUUCGGAAAUCCUCCCCUCCAAAUUCAAACCCAGGCUCUCUGCUCCCAGCGCUCUCUUGCAGGAUCGGAAGAGCAUCCUUCUGUCGUCAGAAAAGGCUCAGAGCUGCGAGAAUCUUUGUGUCUCGGGUUCUCUGAACGACUCCAGAAGAGGCCUCCCCCUGCCAGUGGGGGGCAGCGUGGAGAACCUGCUCAUGCGCUCGCGGCGGGACUACGACGGCCGCUCAAGCAGCACGCUGAGCCUGCAGGAGUUUGGCGCAGCCGCCAGGAGGCCUUGUCCGCUCUCGAGGAAGGCCGGCCCGCAGUUUACCAUGCUCUACCGCGACAUGCACCAUAUCAAUCGGGCCGGACUCUUCCUGGGGUCCGGCCCCUCCUCCAGCGUGCGGGAUCUGGCCUCCCACUUCGAGAGGAGCGGCCUGGCGUUGGCCCGGGGCGAGCUGGGCCCCAGCCAGGAGGGCUCGGAGCACAUCCCCAAGCACACUGUCUCCUCCCGCAUCACGGCUUUCGAGCAGCUGAUUCAGCGUUCCCGGUCCAUGCCGUCCCUGGAUCUGUCCGGCAGGCUAAGCAAGUCCCCUACACCCGUGCUGGCCCGGAGCGGCCUCGUGUCCGCCCGCUCGGCCGAGUCCCUCCUGGAGUCAACCAAGCUCCGGCCCCGGGAGGUAGACGGGCUGAGCUCCGGGAGCAUCAUCUAUGCCUCCCCGACGUGUAGCCGGAUGGCGGACUCCGCUUUGGGCUUCCGGGGCCUUGUGCCUUCCGAGCCCCUCUCCGCCUGCUCGGACGAGCUGGACCGCUGCUCCAACGUGUCCAGCGACAGCCGAGAGGGCAGCAGCGGCAGCGUUCACGGGGACUUCCCCAAACACCGCCUCAACAAGUGCAAGGGCACCUGCCCGGCCUCCUACACCCGCUUCACCACCAUCCGCAGGCACGAGCAGCAGCAGGCCUCCCGGCGGCCCGACUGGCGCCCAGAUCCCCGAGGGGACAAGGGCACGCUCCUCAGGAACAUCUACCUAAUGAGCCCCCUCCCCUUUCGGUUGAAAAAGCCCCUCCAGCACCCCCUCAGACAGCCUGGCCCCGGGGACUACUCGGGCCAGAAGCCAGAGCCCCCCAGUCAGCCCCAUCGGGACGAAGCCCCCUCUGGGGGGAGGCCCUCGGUGCCCAAACGCCUGUCUUCCCGGCUCACCAUGGCCCGGCUGAGCCGGAUCUCAGAGCCCCCUCAGGAGAGACCCGCGACCCCGGAGGUCUGCCCGCGGGCGUUUAGUAACGGGAACUCUGUGCCGUACUCAGACCAGGGCCUGGACAGAAACAACAACCCCCACGGGGAGCUGGGGGCGCCCCUCGGAGAUUCAGAGUCACCAAGGCAUUUUAUACCAGCUGAUUACUUGGAAUCCACAGAAGAAUUUAUUCGACGGCGUCAUGAUGAUAAAGAGAAACUUUUAGCGGACCAGAGACGACUUAAACGCGAGCAAGAAGAAGCCGAUAUCGCAGCUCGGCGCCACACGGGCGUCAUUCCAACGCACCAUCAAUUUAUCACUAAUGAGCGCUUUGGGGACCUCCUCAAUAUAGACGAUACGGCAAAAAGGAAAUCUGGGUCAGAGAUGAGACCUGCCAGAGCCAAGUUUGACUUUAAAGCUCAGACACUAAAGGAGCUUCCUCUGCAGAAGGGAGACAUCGUUUACAUUUAUAAGCAAAUUGAUCAGAAUUGGUACGAAGGAGAGCAUCACGGCCGGGUGGGGAUCUUCCCCCGCACCUACAUCGAGCUUCUUCCUCCUGCUGAGAAGGCUCAGCCCAAAAAACUGGCACCAGUACAAGUUCUGGAAUAUGGCGAAGCCAUCGCCAAGUUUAACUUUAACGGUGAUACCCAAGUAGAGAUGUCCUUCAGAAAGGGCGAGAGGAUCACACUGCUUCGACAGGUGGACGAGAACUGGUACGAAGGGAGGAUCCCAGGCACGUCCCGGCAAGGCAUCUUCCCCAUCACCUAUGUGGAUGUGAUCAAACGGCCACUGGUGAAAAACCCCGCAGACUACACCGACCUGCCUUUCUCCUCCUCCCCAAGUCGUAGCGCCACUGCAAGCCCUCAGUUUUCUGGUCACAGCAAGCUGCUCAUGCCAGCCCCCUCAUCUCUGCCCCACCCCCGCCGAGCCCUGUCCCCGGAGAUGCACGCUGUCACUUCUGAGUGGAUCUCAUUGACUGUAGGGGUCCCGAGCAGGCGUCCUCUGGCCCUGACCCCACCCUUGCCUCCUCUGCCCGAGGCUUCUAUCUACAGCAGUGACCCCCUGGCCUUGUUUGCAAGGCCCAGCUCCUCGCUGCCCCUUAGCCUUCCCCACUCGGGCUGGUCGGACCGGCCCACCCCACAUUCAGCGGUCUCCCCGCUGGCCCUGCCGCCUCCGCACAAAGCCCACUCCCCAGCUCCCGGGGCCCAGGCCUCCCUCCACGUCAACGGAGACAGUGGUACCUAUGUGCCACCUCCGGGGGUCCUCCAGGAUAGCUUCUCCCAGCCAUGGCUUGGGCGAUCUGACAGGGUCAUCUCGGAGCUUAGCGACGCCUUUAGCAGCCAGGGUAAGCGGCAGCCAUGGCGAGAUGGAAAUGGAGCGCGUGAGAGGAAAGCAGAGAGGGAGGCGGGUGAGAGAUGCCCAGGUGGACCCGCCAUCUCUAAGAAGAGCUGCUUGAGGCCGUCAGACGUGGUCAGGUGCCUGAGCACCGAACAGAGACUCACAGACCUCCACACCCCAGAGGAGAGCCGGCCCCGCCAGCAGCCCCUGGGGGGCCCUUUCUCGGGAAGGGAGGCUGAGCGCUCAGAGCUGCAGAGAGGUGGUGAGCCGGCCGAGAGGAAGGCCGCUCGGACGGGUGCGAGCCAGGAAGCAGUUUGCAAUGAGAUCAUAAACAUUGCCGAAAAAUCUGUUCAUUACUGCAGCACUGUUUCUCAUCCCCUUGACUUUCAUCACAAGGUAUCCCCUUCUGACAAUAAAUCAUCUUUAAUCAUUUCUCAGCAACCUCAAGCCCAGCAGCGAAGAGUCACCCCAGACAGGAGUCAAACCUCCCAGGAUUUAUUUAGCUACCAAGCAUUGUAUAGCUAUAUACCACAGAAUGAUGAUGAAUUGGAACUCCGAGAUGGAGAUAUUGUUGAUGUCAUGGAAAAAUGUGACGAUGGGUGGUUUGUUGGUACUUCAAGAAGGACAAGGCAGUUUGGUACUUUCCCAGGCAACUAUGUAAAGCCUUUGUAUCUAUAAGAAGACUGAAAACUACAGAGAUGAUUUUUAUUGGAGGACGAAGCAUAAUUCAUGAAUUGGUCUCUUUAUUUAAAUGUUGAGUCAGUAGGAAAACUAAUGCAGUGGAUAAAGUAAGAAGCAAAAGAGAGGACAGAGAAGUGUUGUAUUUAAAACCUGAGCCUGUCGAAGCUUACUGCGUGUAUCGGACAGGGCUGAACCAUGCGAAAAAGGAAUGAGGCAAGUCGGUAUUUACUUAGCUGCUUCUGGGAGCCAUGCCAGCCCUGCCCUCCUCUUCCCAGCUUGGGUAACCUGAUCUGGAGUACGGUCCCAGAGCAGUUAAGCCAGAACUGCCUCUUGCUGCUUCAGGCUUGACCAGCUUUGGCUCAAAAGGGUCAUUUAGCCUGCAGGUGCCCUCGGAGCACCAGGCAGAUCCCCAGCCAUCCUCCAAGGCUCCACACGGACUCCUCCAGUUGCCCUGGAGCCUCCUGGUCCCCUAACACUGCUACAGAUCAGUUGGGCCCACCGAGGCAAUCCCUACACAGUGGUGGAGACCCCAAACAACCCAAGGCCAAGUGCCCCACUGGAGGUAGGUAGGGAAGUAGAGGUCAGAGAAGGCGCUCCAUGCACUCAGCAUGCAUGCAGCGUUACCAUUGACGCCCCUGGUGUUCAGACAGAAAAGCACACAAGGCUUGCCCCUGGAGCAGGGUGGUCGGGCAGAUAGUUCCAUUUGUAUUUCCAGGUGAUUAAGGCGAGAAGCCUGUAGCUCUUGAGGUCCCCUGCCAUAUGGCUCCUUCCAUAUCAUUGGCUUUUAUAAGCAGUCACUUUCUGGGCAGCAUAGUGUCAUUUACAGAAUGCCAUUGCUACCCUUACUUUUCUGGAUUGUUUUAGGCCAGGACAGUUGGGGGUUGACAGGCUUAUUCUUAGAACAAGGAAUGGUGUUCAGUGACUCAACGUAACACACACUGAUGUAUACUGGAUGCCUGGGGCCACCAAUGAGCAAGGCGUGCUCCAAGCCUUAGAAAGGGUUCACCACAUCUCCAUUUUCACCAUGUAUCCCCCUAGGAGCCCGACGACCACUCAGAAUGUAGGAAUCCAGGGUUAUGUAUCCUGACACACCCUGUGGGGCUUCCCUUUAGAAGGUGCAACUGCAGUGGCCCUACAUUUGAGGCUGUAAUUCUGCUACUUUCAGGAGGUCUGUCUUUUGUAGGGGGGCCAGAGCCAAGAAGGGAGGCCUCUGUGAUGCCUGGGGUGUACAGUCACAACUUUAUCCAAUUCAAGGAUGUUUAUAGACCUCUGUUAGACACCUUAGAGAGAUAAAGAUAGAAAUGACCCAUUUUCCUGCCUGCUGGGAACUCAGAGGUGAUUGGAGAGACAGACACACAAAAAUACUGAAUCAAGAGAGACUGCGAUAUGUGCUAAGAAGGGUGUGAGAGGAAGAGAUGAAUUUUCCCUGUCGGGAUCCUAGAAAGCAUUGUCAUAUAUCUCUCUCCAUUAGCUCACUUUUGAACAACUAGGAUGCUGGAAGAACCUUUGUCCGAGGGUAGUUUGUGGCUGGAAAUAUUUAGACCUGCUUCCAGGGUCUUCCAACUCUGAUCCUCCCCACAAAUCCACAUUCGAGGUCAUAAACAGGAGAAGCAGUUCCAGGUUGAUAGGGUUGUGUACAGGACUCCUGGCUCUCUGCAGGUAGCUCAGAAUUGGCCUGAGGUCCCAAAGUCUGGAAUCUUUCCAAGUGGGCAGAGUUCAUCUUCAGUGCCUCAGCUUCUGUCUCCAUUACGCAUCUUAGAACCUCGUAUCAGCUGACCACCCUUCAGACAACCACAGUUCCCUCACUCCCUCUCCUCCAAGUCCUGCUCUCAGGAAAGCAACUGCCGCUGACUCCUUCACACUGAAGUGUAAAUGACGGAUGAGAAGAAUGUGUUACUUCUUCCCAGAAACAUUAGAACAGAUCACAGAGCCUUAAUUCCCAGGGGAAAGGCUGUGGAACCAAUGGUGGAGGGUGGGGCUGGGGAGUGCAGGUGAGGGUGGAUGAGCUUCCUGUGUAGAAAGGGACUUCUUGCUAUUCCUUAAGUAAGACGCAUUGCUUUGGAAGGUCCACCUCACCAUCCAAGGGCGCUCGUUUCUGUCCUCCCUCUUCGAAUAUAGACCCCGUGCAUAUUCACAUACACUUUGCACAACAGCGUUUCACCUGUUUUGGAAUGUAAUUCUUAUAUUGGCUAAUGUGUUUCCUAGUCUUUCUUAGAUGCAAACCAUAACACGACUUUAUCUGUUUUUUGAGGGGGUGCUUAUUAAGUAGGUAAUUUUGAACACCUCUUUAAAUACAGCUAGAAAAUAAACCAAUUUGUAAAGCCACAUUUGCAUAUGACGCCAGCCUCCCGACUUUGUUUAUCUCCAGAAUCCCAGGUAUGCCUCACCAGUUUGCCCGUCUUUAAUAAACUCAUCUGUUAAAAUCUGCAUCAAACUUCAGCUUCCUAUGUAUGACAAAACAAGGAACAAAGGGUUCCAAUUGCUCCUUUGUCUUCACACAUUUAGUAAUACAAAAUACCUAUUUUUAUGCUGAGAUAUUUAUACAGGUUUAUUAAUCGCAAGUGCAACUAACUGGCGGCAUGCCCUGCAACACAUUGUAAUAGAUUAGCCAUGCUUCUGGGUAAAGGCAAGCCCUACACUACUUAUCUUUUGCAGUCUCUCUGGGAUCAGUAAGAGAAAAAAAAAAUCACAUGCUUAAGAAAUGGGACUGUAAAUAUGUAUAUUUAACUUUGUAUAGCCCAUGUACCUACUUUGUAUAGAAAAAUAAUUUUAAAAAUCUGAACUGAAGGGGAGGGGGGUAUAAUAAGGAAGUCAUGAAGUUUUUUGCAUAUUUAAAUGAAGGAAUUCCAAAUAACUUACCUGCAGAUUUUUAGCACAAAAAUACCACUGUAAAGUGUUAUAAUUUUAAAUAAUCAUUCUUUCUGGGAGAGAAAGUAACUGUUAUCUCGGUUAUAGUGUUUUCUUCUUAUUUCAUUUUUGAUUUUUUUUUUUUUGCAGUCCUAUUUAUCUGCAGUAGUAUUAAGUCCUAUUGCUAGGUUACUACAAAAAAGAUUAUAUUCUGAAAGAAAAAUAACUGACAUUAUAUAUAACCAAUUAAUUUAAAGUAUUGCCAUUUAAAUUACACACCAAGAGCAUGUACCAUGCAGACACAGAUUUUUCUGUUCAUCUAUUUUUCUUUAUGCAGUGGAUCAAUUUGACAAAUAGAUGUUGAAUUACUACAUUGGCUGUACAUAUUAUUUAAUAAACUUCAUUCAAAAUUGUGUGGCA